Molecule: messenger RNA, 1560 nt
Organism: Trypanosoma cruzi
Lineage: Eukaryota; Euglenozoa; Kinetoplastea; Trypanosomatida; Trypanosomatidae
Product: histone deacetylase, putative
Exons: 1
Coding region: 1-1560 (519 amino acids)
Source: RefSeq, a predicted model, not a curated record
AUGGUCUUUACCGCCGCAGUGGCCGGAAAGACGUCACUGCCACCCCCUGUGGCGAUUAUCGUGGGCCACAAUAUUGAUGCCUCCGCCAUGCCAAUUACGUAUGAGCGAAAUCGCUUUGUCAUAGAUAUGCUGCACCAUUAUGCGUGCCCUGUUUUUUCUCAUAAAAAGAGCGGUGAUGCCAUGAAUACGGUUUCAAGCGAUGUUUUUGAAUGGGUCUUGGAGCCCCUUCCCGUAGUUGGUGUUGAGGAUAUGACGGCAUUUCAUGACAGGGCAUAUUUAAAUUAUUUAAGUAUCCGUGAGGCCUUGUCCGAGGUGGAUGAGCGGGCAUCAACUGUUAAGCGUUCAAGGGCUGAAGGAAUUCAACCCCCCGUUUCAAGAAGAUCAUCUGCGCAGACUCAACCCCCUCUGCGUGUGCUACCCGACCUUGUGCCUAUAUCAACCGAUGAAGAAUAUGGCCUUGUUAAUGAGAACAUGCCUUUUGUAGGCAUGUGGAGAACCAUUCAAGCUACAGUAUCAGGUACCCUUUUGGCUGCUCGUUUACUGGCUCAACCUGGCCGUUUUGCUGCGAUUCAUUGGUUUGGUGGAAGACAUCAUGCCAAGCAACGUACUGCGGGGGGGUUUUGUUUUGCAAAUGAUGUGGUUCUUGGGGUUCUUGAACUGAAGAAGUUACUUUCUUCAGAUAAGAAUGGUAUUCUUGUAGUGGAUGUGGACGCACAUCACGGUGACGGCACGCAAUCAGCAUUUCUGCAUGAUAAUUCUGUGUUGACUUUAUCCAUGCACGCGCAUGGGGUUGGGAUCUUUCCCGGAACCGGUGGAAUUGAGGAGACUGGUGCUGGGCUGGGACGUGGCUUCACGAUGAAUGUCCCAUUACCAGAAGGCGCAACCGAUAUUCUUGCCGUUACAUUGAUGUAUCGAGCGAUUCAUUUUGCAUUUAAAAAACUGGGGGAAUGUCUGGCUGCUAUUGUUAUUGUCUGUGGUUCAGAUGCCCUUAGUGGAGAUCCGCUAGGCGCUCUCAAUCUUACAGUUGGCGGGAUGCAAAGCAUCAUCAGAAUACUUCUGAAGGAAGCAGCUCGCCGCUCACUCAAGGUUCUUCUCCUAGGUGCGGGCGGCUAUGUGGAUACUAGUUGUGCUCGUCUUGCAGGGGUUGUCACGAAGGAUGUGCUUAGCUGUGCAGCGGCAAUGCGCCUGGGUAAAGCGGAAUACUUUGGAGACUCGGCCAAUCUGGGGGAUAAUCUGGGUGUGGCCGUCCCUGAGGGUUGUGAGUACUUCACUCGAUACGGACCGUCAUUCCUCAUGCAUGGCCUUCCACCUGCUCGCGUAAGUAAACUAUAUCGGCUUCCGUAUGGCUCCCCACUGUUUAUGCGUAUGCAGCGAGCGGCAACAAAGGAGGCUUUGCGGCGCCGUCGAAAUCAAGAACAGGAUGAGGAAGAGGAUGAUGAUGAAGAGGGUGAAGAAGAGGAUGAAGAAGAGGGUGAAGAAGAGGAUGAGGAAGAGGAUGAAGAAGAGGGUGAAGAAGAGGGAGAGGGAGAGGAAGAGGAAGAGGGGGAGGAAGAAGCAUAG